CCAGAGCGAACCUGGAGCCCGGGCGUCCAUGGGGUGCCGCCUCCGCCUGACCUCGAGCACUACGCGCGCUGUUCGCGGCCCUGAGCUGGACUUGGGACUUCGGGAGAGGACCGCGCGGCCCGGAGAGGUGUUGUGGAGCAACACGAUGGCUGAACAACUCCUUCCUCAGGCACUGUACUUGAGCAAUAUGCGGAAAGCUGUGAAAAUCAGAGAGAGAGCUCCAGAAGAUAUUUUUAAACCUACCAAUGGAAUCAUUCAUCAUUUCAAAUCCAUGCACCGAUACACACUGGAAAUGUUCAGAACUUGCCAGUUUUGUCCACAAUUUCGGGAGAUCAUCCACAAAGCUCUCAUAGACAGAAGCAUCCAGGCCUCCCUGGAAAGUCAGAAGAAGCUCAACUGGUGUCGAGAAGUCAGGAAACUUGUGGCUCUGAAAACGAAUGGUGAUGGAAAUUGCCUCAUGCAUGCUGCUUCUCAGUACAUGUGGGGCGUCCAGGACACAGACUUGGCCCUGAGGAAGGCGCUCUUCAGCACUCUCAAGGAGACGGACACGCGCAACUUUAAAUUCCGUUGGCAGCUGGAGUCUCUUAAAUCUCAGGAAUUUGUGGAAACGGGGCUUUGCUAUGACACCCGGAAUUGGACUGAUGAAUGGGACAACCUUGUCAAAAUGGCAUCCACAGACACCCCAGGGGCCCGAAGUGGCCUUCAGUAUAAUUCACUGGAAGAAAUACACAUAUUCGUCCUUUGCAACAUCCUCAGAAGGCCAAUCAUCGUCAUUUCAGACAAAAUGCUGAGAAGUUUAGAAUCAGGUUCCAAUUUCGCUCCUUUGAAGGUGGGCGGAAUUUACUUGCCUCUCCAUUGGCCUGCCCAGGAAUGCUACAGAUACCCCAUUGUUCUUGGCUACGACAGUCAACAUUUUGUACCGCUGGUGACCCUGAAGGACAGUGGGCCUGAAAUCCGAGCUGUUCCACUUGUUAAUAGAGAGCGAGGAAGAUUUGAAGACUUAAAAGUUCACUUUUUGACAGAUCCUGAAAACGAGAUGAAGGAGAAGCUCUUGAAAGAAUACUUGAUGGUGAUAGAAGUCCCAGUCCAAGGCUGGGACCAUGGCACCACCCACUUGAUUAAUGCUGCAAAGUUGGAUGAAGCUAACUUGCCGAAGGAAAUCAACCUGGUAGAUGACUACUGUGAACUGGUCCAGCACGAGUACAAGAAGUGGCAGGAGAACAGCGAGCAGGGGCGCAGAGAGCUGCAGGCUCAGCACGCUUUGGAACCCUCCGUCCCCCAGCUGUCUCUCAUGGACGUAAAAUGUGAAACACCCAACUGUCCUUUCUUCAUGUCCGUGAACACCCAGCCUCUAUGCCAUGAAUGUGCAGAGCGGCGGCAAAAGAACCAAAACAAAUCCCCAAAGCUGAACUCCAAGCCAGGCCCUGGCGUGGUGCUGGGAGCCUCUCGGGGUGAGGCCUAUGAGCCCGUGGCCUGGAGCCCUGAGGAGCUACCUGGGGGGCCUCGCUCGGCCCCUCCGACGGCACCCAGCCUUUUCCUGUUCAGCGAGACCACGGCGAUGAAGUGCAAGAGCCCCGGCUGCCCGUUCACGCUGAACGUGCAGCACAACGGAUUUUGUGAACGAUGCCACAAUGCCCGGCAACUUAACGGGGGCCACACCUCGGACACCACGAGGCGUUUAGACCCUGGUAAGUGCCGAGCCUGCCUCCAGGAUGUCACCAGGACAUUUAAUGGGAUCUGCAGCACUUGCUUCAAAAGGACUAUGACAGAGUCCUCAGACCUCAGCUCCAGUAUCCCUCCUUCCUGUCAUCAGAGGUCUAAGUCGGACCCAGCACAGCUCAUCCAGAGUCUCUCCCCACACUCCUGCCACAGAGCUGGGAGCGAGGCCCCCCCUGGCUGCCUUUCUCAGGCCACGCGGACUCCAGGGGAUAGGACGGGGACGAGCAAGUGCAGGAAAGCUGGUUGCAUGUAUUUUGGGACUCCCGAAAACCAGGGCUUUUGCACGCUGUGUUUCAUCGAGUACAAAGAAAAUAAACACUUGGUUGCCGCGUCGGGAAAAGCCAGGCCCGCGGCCCCCAGGUUCCAGAACGCCGUGCCCUGCCUCGGGCGGGAGUGCGGCACCCUCGGGAGCACCGUGUUUGAAGGAUACUGUCAGAAGUGCUUCAUUGAGGCUCAAAAUCAGAGAUUUCAUGAAGCAAAAAGGACUGAAGAGCAACUGGUGAGACAUUUUGAGGUUCUCCUCCUCCCCCGUGGGCCAGCCCUGCCUGCUGGAGCUGCUGCUUUUCAUAGAAUGAGCCAGCGCAGAGACGUGCCUCGAACCACGCAGAGCGCCUCCAGGCCCAAGUGUGCCCGGGCCUCCUGCAAGAACAUCCUGGCCUGCCGCAGCGAGGAACUCUGCAUGGAGUGCCAACACCUGGGCCAGAGAGUGGGCCGGGGCGAGCCCCUUCCUGACGAGCCCCCCAAACAGCGCUGCCGGGCCCCUGCCUGCGACCACUUCGGCAAUGCCAAGUGCAAUGGCUACUGUAACGAGUGCUUUCAGUUCAAGCAGAUGUAUGGCUAAAGCGAAGCAGGUGAGCCAGCCCCAGCCGUUAGCCAGCGUGGUGCUGUCCUCGAAACACUCCGGGGCCCGUCCCUGCGACGGUGGGCUCAAGGGCGUCUUUGAGCAGGAGAGGAAAGAGAAGCUGUUGGUCACGGCCUUGGAUUCGGUAACUGGGGAGUGCUCCUCGGUGGCCUGCGAGCCCUGAGUGGCCGCGGUGGUGUCGGGUCCAGCCUGGUGCUCCUCCUCGCCUGCGAGCCGAGACAGGGACUUCGUGGACGUGGGAUGUGUGCCAGGACUGCGACAUCACCGUUCGAGAAAAGGGACAAGGAACGGUGAGAGCCACUCCGCCUGCCUUCAGUGCGCUGCUUGGAGGCGAGAAGCUGAGCCCUGUGGCCCACGGGCCUCUGUGAGGUCGGGAAGCUCAGGGAGAAGAGACAGUGUCAGUGUCAGGGGUUCAUGGUUUUUCCCUGCCUGCUUAUUCCUUUCCCAUGGACUGAUUCUGAGGCUGCUGAGAUGAAGUUUGUACUGUAAAGCAAACCAGCUGCUCUUCACAAUAUGCACCUUGUAAGAACCAGAAUAUUUUAGUGGGAAGACAUGUAACUCUCGGUUAUCACAGUCUUCACUUCUGAACAGGUUAACUUGAACUGUGGUGUGCAUAAAAAAAUGUGUACAUAGAUAACGCACCCUGUGUAUGAGGGGUUUUUUUGUGUUGUGUUGAAAUGCUGCCCUAGAGUAAGAAGACUGAAUGAUAAUAACCUAUUUUCUGGUUGUUGUCGGGCACCACCUGUAUGUACAGCCUUCAUGAACUGAACCCACUGCCUUGUUAAAGGCCCUGUGUCUAGAGUUUACUUUAUUUAUUUUAUUGCAAACUUUAAGGUUAUUUAAAUGAAGUUUCUUCUGUUCUGGGGGAAAUGCCUCCAUAUCUUCUUGGGAUAACAUGUUUGCUGUGGGUCUCCUCGUGGAGCCAGACAAGAUCCUGACUGCAGCAGGGGUGUCCGCCUCUCUGGUGCACCUUCGUUGCUUCCCUAGGAAAGAAGGAAUUGCAUCAAUAGUAAACUUAUUAAAAUCUCGUGCUUCUCCGUGAAACUUGGGCCAGAGCCACUUCCCAACCGCAGUGCAGAAUUGUCUCUGACUGUGCUACCUCCUGAGGGAUCACAUUGGGAAGGAGCAGGGAUGGGAUUGGAGAAGGUCACGGGCUAACACGUGGCCUUCAGUGAUGGUUUUAUUUGCUGUAUCAGUGCUGUCCUGGGGUGCAGGGCAGUGACCUCACAUCCAUGAGAAUGAGGACAUUUCUUCCUGUCCUCGGCCUGCAGCUUCUCUCUGUACUUUGUGUCACUGUUUUCUUCCUAGAAGAUAAAAGGGUGGGAGGAAACACACUUUUCCUCAGAUGUAAAAGUUACCAUUUUUUUAUCUGGACUAAUUUUACAUAGUCUUCAGUGUUUU
Messenger RNA from Molossus molossus (Pallas's mastiff bat), 3982 nucleotides. RefSeq names its product TNF alpha induced protein 3 (gene TNFAIP3). Bases 29 to 2560 code for a protein of 843 amino acids. NCBI's taxonomy places the organism in Eukaryota, Metazoa, Chordata, Mammalia, Chiroptera, Molossidae. The record is from RefSeq and is a predicted model, not a curated record. The transcript has 9 exons. Gene Ontology annotation, molecular function: zinc ion binding; K63-linked polyubiquitin modification-dependent protein binding; cysteine-type deubiquitinase activity. Gene Ontology annotation, cellular component: cytoplasm; nucleus. Gene Ontology annotation, biological process: protein K29-linked deubiquitination; protein deubiquitination involved in ubiquitin-dependent protein catabolic process; cytoskeleton organization.